AUGCGUUUCACCGUCCUCCUCUCUGCCGUUAUCGGCUCCCAUUUCGCCGCGGCGCACAUGGAAAUGAGCUGGCCGUAUCCCCUCCGCAGUCGAUUCGACCCUAAGGCCGACGCGUCGCUGAUCGACUACUCCAUGACCAACCCGCUGCUUGCUGAUGGAUCCAACUUCCCCUGCAAAGGCUACCAGAAAAACACCCCCUGGCGCGCAACCGCCGAGUACACCGCGGGCAACACCUACAACAUCACGCUGAGCGGGUCAGCGACCCACAGCGGCGGCUCCUGUCAGCUGUCUCUGAGCUACGACAACGGGGCCACCUUCAAAGUGAUCCAGUCCAUGAUCGGGGCUUGUCCACUGCAGUCCGCAUACGAUUUCACCCUGCCCAGCGACGUGGCCAAUGGCCAGGCUCUGUUCGCGUGGUCCUGGUUUAACCUCGUGGGGAACCGCGAGAUGUACAUGAACUGCGCGGACGUGGAGAUCAGCGGCGGCAGUGGCAGUGUCGGCUCGUUCACGGGGGCGUAUCCGGACCUGUUCGUGGCCAAUGUCAACAACGGGUGUGCGACGGUGGAGGGCAAGCAGACGGUGUUUGCGGACCCUGGGAAACAGGUGAUUUAUGGUGCUGGGUUGUCGCCGUCGUCGCCGGCUUUUCCUAUUUGUUCUUGA
Messenger RNA from Aspergillus terreus NIH2624, 660 nucleotides. Its product is annotated as lignocellulolytic auxiliary activity family 11 protein. The transcript has 2 exons. The record is from RefSeq and is a predicted model, not a curated record. Lineage: Eukaryota; Fungi; Ascomycota; Eurotiomycetes; Eurotiales; Aspergillaceae. The coding region runs from base 1 to 660 and encodes 219 amino acids.